This is a messenger RNA of Cololabis saira (Pacific saury), 2545 nucleotides long. RefSeq names its product matrix remodeling-associated protein 8-like. Lineage: Eukaryota; Metazoa; Chordata; Actinopteri; Beloniformes; Belonidae. The record is from RefSeq and is a predicted model, not a curated record. The coding region runs from base 265 to 1551 and encodes 428 amino acids. Gene Ontology annotation, cellular component: cell surface; membrane. Gene Ontology annotation, biological process: establishment of glial blood-brain barrier; cell adhesion. The transcript is spliced from 10 exons.
UUAGCUGCGUUUAAUUUCUUCUGGUAUGUUGGCGUUUUGAUAUUAAAAGUUAGAGUGCGCAUGUUUGCGGAGAGCCCGGCCGCCCCGGCCCGAGCCAGUGUCGGGUUUCAGGGACAGAUGGAGGUGGAGUCUGCGGAGCUUCAGACUGGAGGAACAACAGAAAAAAGCUGCUGCUCGGGGAACUUUGAAGUGUUUAUGUGUUUUAACAAUUGAUGAGCGCUGCACCUCUGACCGGCGCUCACCUCUCUGCCAACACACGGGACGAUGCACCUAGACAUGACUGCACUUCACAUUCUUGCUGUGCUCUUCCUGCCAGGAGCUUGGGCUCAGAGCAGCGGCAUCAGCAGCCGCCCCGGUGUGGUGGUGGACGCCAGAAACAUCACCCUCCCGGCCGGCUCCCAGGCCGUCCUGCCGUGUCGGAGUGCCCGCAUGGUGUGGACCCAGGACAGACUCAAGGACCGCCAGAGGGUGGUACACUGGGACUUGGUGCGCAACAGCCCAGAGUAUUCCGUAGAGCGAGUCUUGGACAUGUCACCCGGAGCUCGCCAGAGGGUUUACAACGGCUUCAACAAGGGACGCAUCGCCAUCCCAGACUCUGGCUUCAAUGACGGGAAUUUCUCGCUUAUCAUCAAGAACGUGUUAGCAACGGACAAAGGAGUGUAUACUUGUAAUCUGCACCAUCAUUACUGCGAGAUUCAUCAGUCCAUUCAGAUCCAGCUCAACGUCACAAAGUCAGCCAAGAAAGAGAAACGGUACUGGGAUGGAGACAAGACGGUGUUUGUGGUGCUGUUGGGCAGCUCGGUGGUGCUGCCCUGUGUGAACCGCCACGCCCUGUGGAGGGACGGCGUCCAGGAGGACCAGCAGCAGGUGGCCCACUGGGACUUCCAGCCCCCCGGCGUCCGUCCGGACAAGGCGGACCGGCUGGUGGACCUGUACGCCUCCGGGGAGCAGAGAGAGUACGGACCCCUCUUUUCCCAGAGGAAGAUGAGCGUGGCAGAGGACGCGUUCACGUUAGGGGACUUCUCUCUGUACAUCUCCAACCUGAUGCCGUAUGACAAAGGCCUUUACUCCUGCCACUUGCACCACCACUACUGCGGCAUGCACGAAAGACGCAUCUUCAGACUCACUGUGGGACCUCCACGUCCGUCCAACCCCACAAUGGAGCCAGAUGUUUUCCAGAAUGAUGAGGAUAAACCAAAGACCGCAGAGGUGUUAUCAGAUGAACACAAUCAACGUGUGCAAAAUGUCUUCAUUCAAGGUUAUUUCGUGCAGCAUUUGGGGUACUUCCUGGCAACAUUUCUCCUUCUUGCAUUCAUCGUUGUUGCUGUCAUCGUGCUGACCAGGAGACAGAAAAAGAGAGAGAUGGAGUAUGAGCUGGGCAGAUCUAUCCGGGGACAUGUGACCAGUGGAGGUGAAAUGACCUUAGACUGCUCGGAACUCAAGAUCUGUAACCAGGAUCCUUUAAAUUCAGAAUACAAAAACAACCUACUGAAAGAAAGGGACAUGGCCAAAGACUGCAAUAAGGACUUUGAUGAAAAGAUGUGGAAGUGAGUGUGAUACUUUCAGAGAAGCUGCUGGCAGGUCCAGGGCGAACACCGGAGGAGUAAAAGAUCACAGAGAUGAGAGCAAGAAAGAGAGGGGGAAAAGAAACCCGGAGAGGACAGGAGGAAUGCUCCCUCUGCUGUAAUCCUAGCACACUAAGCUUUUUCACUAAGAGGCUUCACAGUUUGUUUGUUUUUAACACUUUUUUAUGGUAUAACUUGCAUUUUCAUCUGCAUUACUUUAAGCUUGUAUAUAUAUUUGAUCAAGAGUCUUUGCAUUCAUUGUCUAAUAGACAUUAAGGCAUUUUUUUUUAAAUCAUCCAUUAAUGUUUUUCAAGUCAAAUGCAUGCUGUUUAUUGAGAUAUGUUUUCCAUGUACUGUACUGUGCAUGCAGUAGCAAGCGCUACUUCAGUGUUCAAAUUUGAUGAGUCCCUCUCCUUUAUUUUUUAUUUUUCUUUCUGCUUAAGUGGCAUUUGUAAAAUGGAUAUGGUUCAAGGGUUAUUUUACAGUACUGUAUGACACCAUUUUUCAUUUCGAGUUAUGGAUAAAUGGAGGUUGGGUUUUUUUUUGUUUGUGUUUUUUUCUGGUUCUCAACUGUGCUGUCAAAAUAAUGUUUUUACUUAUGGGGAUUUUGCUCAAAGUGUAGAAUAUCUGGCUGAAAUUAAUCUCCAUUUCACAACCCAAAUGUACGAUGUAAUCUUCCAAUACACCUGCAAAAAGCAAUGACACAAGUGCUUGGUUUGUGGGAACUCAGGAAAAGAUCCACAUUUGAAUCAUUUCUUUCAUGGGCUGUGCAGUACGCCGACUUGUCUGCAUGAAAUGUAAAACACUGAAUUUCCAUUCUUCUGUAUACCAAGGACACACAUCUGUUAUAAACUAUGUUGCUGUACUUCCUAUAGGUUUGAUGGGCUUUUUCUACAACUUUACUGUUAAAGUAUUCCUUGUCCCUGUUUCCCAAUCUGUCAUCCUGGCACACACUUCUUAAUAAAAGAUUUGGUCUGUUA